AUGGAGAACUUUCUGCGAGUCUGGCGACAACAGGCGAAAGUUCGUGGCCAGUAUGACGCCGCGAUAUUCAUCGGAGACAAAGUCCUUGCGUUGACAAAUAGUGACGAGGAUGCCCUUUGGCUGGCCGAAGUCCAUUUCUCGAACAACAACUACACGCGAGCCCUAGCCCUCCUUUCCCGUCAAGACCUCGUAUCCCGGAGUACGGCCUGUCGCUACCUCGCUGCGCACUGCUACAUCAAACAAAGCCAGUACGAGCAGGCCCUGUCGGUGCUCGGCGACCAGAACCCAACCCACCUUUUCCGCAGUAAUAAUAGCCGCCGCAAGCUUCAACACCUGAAUGGGCAGAGCCGAAUAACACUCCGCAAUGCAAAGUCACGUCAUGACGAUCGGGAUCGCGAGGACGCUGGGAACAUCCGAUAUGAGGCGGGCAUGUGCUACCUUCGAGGUCUUUGUUUCGCAAAGCAGAAUGCUUUCGAUCGAGCGCGCGACUGUUACAAGGAUGCGGUGCGGAUCGACGUGCAGUGCUUCGAAGCUUUCGACCAGCUCAUGAAGAACUCGCUUAUGUCGCCGGCGGAGGAGCUUGAGUUCUUGGAAUCGCUGGACUUUGACUCAAUUACAGGUGCCGACCCUCCAAUCUCGCAAGAAGCUGCGGACUUCACGAAAAUGCUGUAUACCACUCGUUUGUCGAAAUACUCGUCCCCAGCCGUCCUCACCGAUGCUACGGAAACCUUAUCCACUCACUACAAAUUGGCCGAGAAUCCGGACAUACUCCUUUCUCGGGCGGAAGCUCUCUACACGCAAUGUCGAUUUGCAGAGGCGCUGGAGCUGACGUCUUCGAUUCUUUCCACAUCGCGGUCCUCUUUGUCGGCACAGACGAGCGCAGGCCAGAACCAACUCGGACACUCUCCCGCUGUAUAUCCUCUGCACUUGGCCUGCCUCUACGAAACAGGGGCAACAAAUGCUCUAUUUCUACUGUCACAUACACUUGCUGACCACUCGCCUGAAGAAUCGUACACCUACCUAGCUAUUGGAGUCUACUACCUAUCCGUCUCGAAGAUCGCAGAAGCCCGGCGCUUCUUUUCCAAAGCGUCCUUGUUGGAUCCACAUUCUGCACCCGCAUGGAUCGGCUUCGCCCACACAUUCGCAGCCGAAGGAGAGCAUGACCAGGCUAUUGCCGCGUACAGUACGGCUGCGCGACUAUUCCAAGGCAGUCACUUGCCUCAGUUGUUCCUUGGCAUGCAGCACCUGGCGCUGAAUAACAUGGCUCUUGCGCAAGAGUAUCUUUGCGCCGCCUAUGCAAUGUCCACAGGGACAGCUGCCGGCACCGUUCCGUCAAUACCCUCGUUACCGUCGUCCGAAGUGUCUCCCUUGGGAGGAGAUCCCUUAGUCUUGAACGAACUUGGUGUUGUACUCUACCACCAGAGCCAUCUUGAGGAGGCGAUUGAUCUUUUCCGCCAAGCAUUGAAUCUAUCGACGUCCCUUCGAUGCGAGCCGGGCGCGUGGGUUGCAACGCGAUCUAACCUUGGUCACGCUCUGCGGCGUUUGGGCAAAUACCCCGAAGCAUUGGACGAGUUUGACGAGUGUCUGCGCAUUGGGUCCGGUGGUGCAAGCCUUGGAUACAGCCCGUUUCUGGGCGGAAGCGGAGGCAAUGCCUCUGGAGUAGCUUCGUCCGGUGUGAGCGGCUACGAGGAACGUGGGUUGAUUGGCUCAUUGUAUACUGCGCGUGGACUCGUUCUUUUGGAAAUGAACCGCACCCUCGACGCCGUCACAACCCUGCACGAGGCGGUGCGUGUACUAGGGGCCAGCGGGGGCGGUGAUGCCGCUGGUGGGGCGGGCGUUGCGGGUACACUCCUAUCACGGGCGCUGGAGAUAUGGGCGUUGGAAACCCACGAGACCGAAGCUGCAUCGGAAGACGGCUCUAGGCCCGUCAAGAACAUAACGCGAUCGCGCGACAAGGGCAAAGGCAGGGCGUCUCGACGACGAGUAGCUCCAGACGACUCGUUCACAGAAGAAUGGACGGACGAGGUGGCGGGUGGUGUCCCAACCGGCCAUGGUUCUACGAACACCACCGUCGAUGAAACAAUCGAGAUGGAGCUGGACCAAGACGCAGAGCGGCUUCUCCGCGACUCGGUCGAACGUGUUCGCGGCGGACACCGUGGUCGACGAGAGCACAUACACCAGCCGCUGAGCAGUCCGGAAGUAGAGGCACCGCCUCGCAGUCGAGGGGGCAGAACAGCACGUUCGAGCCAGGCGCGAUCAUGA
This is a messenger RNA of Aspergillus mulundensis, 2262 nucleotides long. Its product is annotated as anaphase promoting complex subunit CDC16. Bases 1 to 2262 code for a protein of 753 amino acids. The record is from RefSeq and is a predicted model, not a curated record. Gene Ontology annotation, molecular function: protein binding. The transcript is spliced from 2 exons. Lineage: Eukaryota; Fungi; Ascomycota; Eurotiomycetes; Eurotiales; Aspergillaceae. Gene Ontology annotation, biological process: cell division.